Messenger RNA from Petromyzon marinus (sea lamprey), 1504 nucleotides. It is a transcript of the gene PTPMT1, whose product is annotated as protein tyrosine phosphatase mitochondrial 1. Lineage: Eukaryota; Metazoa; Chordata; Hyperoartia; Petromyzontiformes; Petromyzontidae. The record is from RefSeq and is a predicted model, not a curated record. Gene Ontology annotation, biological process: protein dephosphorylation. Gene Ontology annotation, molecular function: phosphatidylinositol-4,5-bisphosphate 5-phosphatase activity; phosphatidylglycerophosphatase activity; phosphoprotein phosphatase activity.
AACACUCCCAUACAGAUGGAACAGGUGGCGUACCGCAUUCUGGCAAGCCCAGGGUAUGGCACCUUGAUGCCCAUGGAGUUUGACAAGGUGAUACGCUUUCCAGGUGGUCGAGACGAACAGCAGCGGCAGCAAAAUGGAGCGAACGCGUUUGCGAGGACGUCUGUCGAUGGAGCGGUGAAAUCCGCAAUCAGAGCCGGCGGGCGGGGCCUGGUGGCCAGGUGGGCGGGGUCUCGAGCGCGUGGGCGGGGCCUCGCGACCUCAGGGCCUUGUGCCGAGGCCGCAUCUGCGAUGCUGCUGCCGCCCUUCGCCGAGGAAUUCCUUUCCCGGGCCGCGGCCCGCACGCUCUUCUACCCCACGUUGCUCUACACGGUGCUCGCGUGCCACGUGCUGGGCCCGCGCCGCCGCCGCUGGUUCGACCGCGUGGACGCGACCGUGGUGCUGGGCGCGCUGCCCCUACGCGGCAUGACCGAGCAGCUGGUGAAGCAGGAGAACGUACGCGGCGUCAUCACCAUGAACGAGCCGUACGAAACGAGGCUCCUGUGCAACUCGCUCGAGGAGUGGCGAGACGCCGGCGUGGAGCAGCUUACGCUGAGCACCGUGGACUUCACGGGGGUGCCCUCGCCACAGCAGCUGCACGACGGCGUGGCCUUCGCCCUGAAAUACGCGGCGCUCGGCCACUCGGUCUACGUGCACUGCAAGGCCGGGCGGUCGCGCAGCGCCACCAUGGUGGCAGCCUACCUUAUCCAGGUGCAUGGCUGGGAUGUGCAGGAGGCCUGCAACCACCUCCACUCUCUGCGGCAGCACGUUCUCAUCCGGCCAACCCAGCGGGAGGCCCUGGCCCGGUUUGCGGCGGAGGUGCGAGCGGACGACCCUGCCAGUGCUCAGACCACCGGACCCCCUGGCUAGCCGGCAACCUGCUCUGGCCUUCCCCUCCCAUUGGCUGUAUCCUUUGUGGCAUAUUUGCAGAAUACAGGACGCCGCCGUUGACCCUGGCCAUUGACCGAGCAACCCAACGUUCCUACCAGCUCCCUCCGCAGGAAUGUGUUUCCUUGGAAAAGAAGCAGUUUUAAUUGAGAGGAAUGAGGUCGUGCAGCAUUUUAUUUUGGGAAAUUACAGGGAAUGACGUCAUUUCUGAAACUCAUGUGCAGCAUAUCGAAGGACGGUGGUUGCAUGACCCAGUGUUUAGAAACACGACACGGGUAAAAGGUGACAAACCGUGCAGCUGGUGUGAAUUCAGCUCCAUUCCUUUUAAGGUCAUGAUUGAUGCAACAGCAUGAUGCUUGACACGUCUUUGUCCGUGUCAGGAAACUGCACGUGUGAGGCCACCUUGCUGUAUAAAACUGUUAAGAUUCUGUACUGAGUGGGUGGUAAAGUGUUGUUAUUUGUGCUUGUGCACCACUGCUAAUGCGGUGUCACCAAAUACUUUAUCUAAACGAAGGUUUCCGUGAAAUAAAAUGUACAAUUUGUAUCAAGAAAAUAAAUGUAUGAAUAUUUAAAGAUUUAA